GGCCGCUCUCGCUUCCAGCUCAUUCUCGGCAAUGGCGCAGUUGUGCUCACCUUUCGCGAUGCUCAUCUCUUGCCUUGGGCUGCUGCUCUUCCUCCCGGCGCUGUUUGCGGAAAGCAUCGGGAUGCCCGGAGGCCUGGCGCCUCGCUCCGUCUCGGAUCCCGACGUGCAGAUGGCCGCUGCCUUCGCCGUGGCCGCCUACAACCAGGCCAGCAACAACAUGUUCUAUUGUCGGCAGCUGAACAUCCUCAAGGCGCAGAUCCAGGUGGUGGCGGGUAUGAAAUACUACUUGACUGUCGAGUUGGUGAAUACCCUGUGUGAUAAGAAGGCAGGGUCAAACCUGAGUGCCGAGGACCUCCAACGCUGCAGCCUGCCCUUGGAAGGAGAACAGCAGAAACAAAUCUGUGAGUUCCAGGUCUGGUCCCGUCCAUGGCUGAGUGACACACAUCUGACACACAUGAGCUGUAAAGCAGCCAGUUCCUAAACGUCACGCCUGGGGGUGACUCGAAUGGACCUUGGUCUCCCUGCUGCCUGGAUGAACUCGAGCCAAAGCAUCAUUUCUGGGGGCCCAGUGCAAGCUUGAAACUAUCUACCCCAAUCCUAUCUCAAGCAAGGAAAAAUACUAUUUUAAUUCUGAAAUCACAUUUCCCACAUUUCUAAAAUUGCACUGGGGCUUUUCUACCGUGCCUCCAAAUAUACUAUCCCUCUCUUGAUUUUGACGGUCCUGCAAACCUCUUUUUUUUUCUUUGCAACUUGUUGAUUCAUCCCAAUAAAGGUAUCACUUUGUCAGUG
Messenger RNA from Zootoca vivipara (common lizard), 789 nucleotides. The record is from RefSeq and is a predicted model, not a curated record. Lineage: Eukaryota; Metazoa; Chordata; Lepidosauria; Squamata; Lacertidae.